AUGUCGGACAAUCGAACAGCACGUAUCGAGGAAUAUUUACCAACGCAAGGUUUACUCUAUUUCGAUGAACAACUCAAAUAUGUUGUAUCAAAACCAAAAAUUAUGCCGCUAAAAUCGUUAACAUUAGAAAAAUUAGAAACAUUGCAAAAUGAUGCACAAGAAAAAUUGAAACAACAAGAAAAACUUGGAGUAAAUUUUCAAUCGACUGAAUGA
Rotaria socialis is the source of this 213-nucleotide messenger RNA. Lineage: Eukaryota; Metazoa; Rotifera; Eurotatoria; Philodinida; Philodinidae. The record is from the annotation of a GenBank genome assembly.